GGCGUCCACAAGCAGUCAGCAGCCACAUCGUCCUCAGUGAGCCAAGAACAGGACCAGCCAUGAAGCUUACGGCAAUCGCACUGGUGUGUUUGGCAGCGGCAGUGGUAACACACGCCGAUCCCGAACCACACAAGUACCACCGUUACCCCUAUUACCACUACUAUCCUCACUACCAUCAUGUUGAGCCACUGGAGGGCGAUGGAGUGGCCAGGCAUCCAGGUGGCGGUACCUCCUUCGUGGCUCCUCAAGUUCACGGCCUCACUAAACGCUCAGAUGACUCAACGCCGAAAGCUGACCCUGAACCAGCAGCUGAUCCGGACACCACCAAUAGUUAUAGUUACCAAGUGGUCCACCAUGGCCACCCCCACUAUGGAUACCACCAUGGAUAUCGCUAUCCUUACUCUGGCUACCGCCACAACAAUUUCUAUGGCUACCCUCACAGAUACCACAGCCACCACAAGAGAUCAGUCGAAUCUGAAACCGAACCUGAACCUCAUUACAGCUAUUACGGACGCCGUCAAUACUACAACAGAUAUUAUCACGGUUAUCCCAACUACUAUCCUUACUACGCCGGCUACCGUUACCGCUACACAGGAUAAGGAAGAGGUCAGUAAUGGACUGCGGCAAGCACUGUGACGAUGGUCCUCUACCAGAUGUCUGAUAGUCCGGUUUGCUCACGCCGGUUUUUCAGACACAGACACACUUCGAAGGAAACGCACAACUGGCGGUCUUUAGAAUAUUGGAUCAGCUGAUACUUACUGUAAAAAAUAAAGGAUAGAGUCAUUA
Molecule: messenger RNA, 786 nt
Organism: Penaeus monodon (black tiger shrimp)
Lineage: Eukaryota; Metazoa; Arthropoda; Malacostraca; Decapoda; Penaeidae
Exons: 2
Coding region: 60-599 (179 amino acids)
Source: RefSeq, a predicted model, not a curated record